GCGAAAUUGGAGCUUCGACACCAAAAUGAAGUAGCGGCUGCCCCGGGGCUGAAGGAAAUGAAAAGCCCUUUGGAGACCCUCCAUCAUUUGGAAUGGGUGGCAGAACAGCUAGAUGAGCAGCGAGUGCAAAUGGACCAACGUCACCAAGACGAACUCAGAGCCCUUGAAGAUUCUGGACCUGACGGGCCCCAGCAAAAGGAUUCCGACUUGAUCCAGCUGCAGCUGCUGCAUGACAACGAAUCGCUGCAAAUGACAAGGCUUUUGAAGGAGCAGGAAGCGAAACUGAUGCACAAGAAAAAGUUGCACGAAAAGUUUGAAGCCGGAGCAGAUACAAGCAAUGAGAUUGAGGGCGCCGAGGA
This is a messenger RNA of Cladocopium goreaui, 359 nucleotides long. Lineage: Eukaryota; Dinophyceae; Suessiales; Symbiodiniaceae. The record is from the annotation of a GenBank genome assembly.